Molecule: messenger RNA, 1212 nt
Organism: Vitis vinifera (wine grape)
Lineage: Eukaryota; Viridiplantae; Streptophyta; Magnoliopsida; Vitales; Vitaceae
Product: GDP-mannose-3',5'-epimerase
Molecular function (GO): NAD binding; GDP-mannose 3,5-epimerase activity
Source: RefSeq, marked provisional
CCCUUGAGAGCUUCCACAUUAUCUUCUUCUUCUAAAUCUUGAGAAUGGGAAGUAACGAUGGAACCACUUAUGGUGCGUACACCUAUGAGGAGCUUGAGAGGGAACCAUACUGGCAAUCUGAAAAGCUCCGGAUUUCAAUCACUGGUGCUGGUGGUUUUAUUGCCUCUCACAUUGCUCGGCGUCUGAAGACCGAGGGCCACUACAUUAUUGCUUCUGACUGGAAGAAGAACGAGCACAUGACUGAAGAUAUGUUCUGUCAUGAAUUUCAUCUUGUUGAUCUCAGGGUGAUGGAUAACUGCUUGAAGGUCACUACAGGAGUUGACCAUGUGUUUAACCUUGCUGCUGAUAUGGGUGGAAUGGGGUUCAUCCAGUCCAACCAUUCAGUUAUUAUGUACAAUAACACAAUGAUCAGCUUCAACAUGCUUGAGGCUUCUAGGAUCAAUGGGGUUAAGAGGUUCUUCUAUGCCUCUAGUGCUUGCAUCUACCCUGAAUUUAAGCAGUUGGAAACUAAUGUGAGCUUGAAGGAGUCUGAUGCAUGGCCUGCAGAGCCUCAAGAUGCUUAUGGAUUGGAGAAACUUGCUACGGAGGAGUUGUGUAAGCACUAUACCAAAGACUUUGGAAUUGAAUGUCGUAUUGGAAGAUUCCAUAACAUUUAUGGACCUUUUGGAACAUGGAAAGGUGGGAGAGAGAAGGCUCCUGCUGCUUUUUGCCGAAAGGCUCUCACUUCCACCGACAAGUUUGAAAUGUGGGGAGACGGACUUCAAACUCGUUCUUUCACCUUCAUUGAUGAAUGUGUAGAAGGUGUCCUCAGGCUGACAAAGUCAGACUUCCGGGAGCCAGUGAACAUUGGAAGUGAUGAGAUGGUUAGCAUGAAUGAGAUGGCCGAGAUUGUUCUCAGCUUUGAGAACAAGAACCUUCCCAUCCAUCACAUUCCAGGCCCAGAGGGUGUGCGUGGUCGUAACUCAGACAACACACUGAUCAAAGAGAAGCUCGGUUGGGCUCCAACAAUGAAAUUGAAGGAUGGGCUGAGAAUUACAUACUUCUGGAUCAAGGAACAGAUUGAGAAAGAGAAAGUUAAGGGCAUUGAUCUGUCUAUUUAUGGGUCAUCCAAGGUGGUGGGUACCCAAGCCCCGGUUCAGCUAGGCUCACUUCGUGCUGCUGAUGGCAAAGAGUGAAGCUGUUGAGGCCAACAGCUCUGGUAGCUUAUGCCAU